CCAUGUGGUAAGCAGCCAACGCUGUGUUUUGGAGUAUCAUCCGGGGCAGAAAAGCAUUCUCAGAGUCCCGUCUGGUCUUGCCCACCCAACCUAUCCACUGGGCUUCAAAGGCGUGGGGACUUUGCCUGAACAACAAUUUCCUGGCUAGUGUCGUGGGCUCUGACUCCUGACUCCUGGUUCCCACCCUUGACUUUGACUCCUGGCUUCAGCACUCAGUUCCAGCUCCGUGAGGCAGCUUCCAGCUCUUCCCCAGCUGCUGCCCAGAGCUGUGCUCUAAUGCCCAUCAUGGACGGACCCCAGGACUGCGUCAACCGCACCACCCACAUUUGGACCUGGCCCCUGGUGCUUUCUUUAGGGAUUCCUCAGCUGUCCCUUGCCCUGAUCUCCGUGGUCUUCAACUCCGCCGUCAUCUUUAGCAUCGUGCAUUCCAGACUGCUGCACAAGCCCAUCUUCAUCCUUUUCUGCAGCCUGGCCAUUUCCGAUCUGCUCUCCAGCUUGUCGGGUUUCUGGAUCGCCCUCUUGUUUGUGACCAACCCUGAGAGCACCAUCGUUGGCUCCAGGCAAGUCCUCACGGCAUAUACCUUCUACGCCAUGUCCAUCUUGGCCACCAUCUAUAACUUAGUUUCCAUCGGGAUCGAACGCUACCUGGCUGUGGUCGGAAGCCUGAGGAUGAGGAGCCGGAUCACCAGGAACCAGACCUUGGGCAUCGCCUUGACUCUCUGGAUGUUCGCCUUCACCCUGGGCUUCCUGCCCUUGAUGGGGUGGAACUGCUUGGAUAAAGGCAACCUCUCGGUCCUUUACAGCCCUCUGUGCAUGGACUACCUCACCUUCCUCACCGUCCCACACUGCGCGGCAGCUUUAAUCAUGCCGUUCUACACCUACUUCAACAUCAUCAGCUUCCUGAGAAAGCACAAGGUGGCCAUGUGCGCACUGGGACAGGCCCAGAACAUCUACCGGCUGGCUGAGGUCCAAGUGGCCAAGACUAGUGUACUGAUCUGGCUCCUGGCACUGCUUUCUUAUGCACCCUUCUUCAUAGGGGUCGUGCUUGAUUUGGCCACUCAGCGUUGCCCCAGCGAGCUCCCCACACGCGUCUACGUGUUCCGCAACCUCACGGCGAUGAUGAUCACCAUCAAUGCGUUGGGUAACCCCGUCAUAUACGCCCUGAAUGCGAAAAGGUUGGGGCACAGGCUCAAGGCCUUGAAGCACCCUUCCAACAACCGCGUCGCUGUGAACGCCAUUGGGCACCCCUGA
This is a messenger RNA of Varanus komodoensis (Komodo dragon), 1251 nucleotides long. Its product is annotated as melanocortin receptor 5-like. NCBI's taxonomy places the organism in Eukaryota, Metazoa, Chordata, Lepidosauria, Squamata, Varanidae. The record is from RefSeq and is a predicted model, not a curated record. The transcript has a single exon. The coding region runs from base 277 to 1251 and encodes 324 amino acids. Gene Ontology annotation, biological process: G protein-coupled receptor signaling pathway. Gene Ontology annotation, molecular function: G protein-coupled receptor activity. Gene Ontology annotation, cellular component: membrane.